Messenger RNA from Mytilinidion resinicola, 2582 nucleotides. RefSeq lists its product as uncharacterized. Gene Ontology annotation, biological process: mRNA processing. Bases 182 to 2455 code for a protein of 757 amino acids. The transcript is spliced from 5 exons. NCBI's taxonomy places the organism in Eukaryota, Fungi, Ascomycota, Dothideomycetes, Mytilinidiales, Mytilinidiaceae. The record is from RefSeq and is a predicted model, not a curated record. Gene Ontology annotation, cellular component: spliceosomal complex. Gene Ontology annotation, molecular function: mRNA binding.
CCCACUCAUCUCUAUCACACUGUUCCGGCGCGUAGCCAACCGUAGCUGUUACUUUCCGACCACCCUCGAAGCUUCACGCCAGCUUCCGAGACGCGCAGAUCGGCGCGGCUGCAGACAUGUACAACUAUCAAGGCCACCCGGACAGUUUCAGCGACCACCAGGCUAUGGACCGCCACCGGGCAUGGCGCCUCCCCCGGGGAUGGGCGCACCACCAGGUAUGCCCGCACCAGGAACUGCCGCACCGCCCGGCAUGGCGCAAGCUCAGGGCUCACUUCCAGGCCGACCAGCUGGUCUCCCACUUAACUUUCAGCCUCCCGCGAACAUGCCCAACAUCAACUUCAAUGCGCCCGUCAUUCGCCUAGGAACCUCUGGACCAACCCGACAAGAUUCCUCCGGAGGGCGUAGGGAGAGCGCCGCGGACCCCGGAUCGGCUGGUGGUCGACGAGGUCUGGGUCACGAAUACAGAGGCGCUGAUCGGGGGUUCCAGAUGAGGGAGCCUGUUGCCAGUCUUAAUCCGCCGACGAGGGAAGAAAUCGCGCGCACCAUAUUCGUCAACAACAUCACGGAGGCACUCGGAAAUAAGUCAGGCGGAGGUGAUGACUUUGAUCAUGAUUUGCAGAGGAUACUACGCUGUGCUGGUGGUUUGCGGAGGUGGACGCGAGCUACGGACGCGAACGGCCAGCCUUGCAAGUUUGGAUUUGCCGAGUAUGAGGAUUCUCAGGGCCUGGCGACCGCUGCGAAAAUCUUUAAGGAUAUUCAGGUUCCAGUGAAGAAGCAAGAACCUAAGGCCAAGAAAGACGUCGAGAAGGAUGGCGUAGAUGGUGAGGACGAGAAGAAGACAGUCGAGAAGGCCACUCUUCAGAUCGUUGUGGACGAAGCCUCCGUCAAGUACGCUGACGAAUGGCAAGAACGCAAAAAGGAGAGCGAGGAGGAAGUAGAAUUUCGAACCGACACGGCCAAAAACAAUCUCGCAGACGUCCUCGCGAGCCUCUUCAAUCCUCCUCCCCCGAACAACAUCGAUGUCGACGUCGCUAUGUACGGAGAUAUAGUCAUGCAAGGCGGCGACGUGAAGCCUGAGGGAACAAAUGCGGAAGUUGUCACGAUCCCGCUGACUGUCGAGGACGAACUAUCAGAUAUUCCCGAAGACAUGCGCGAAACAGUCGCAGCAGAGAUUGCUGCAUUCAGAGACCGGAGUCACAGACGAGAUAUGGAGCGACUGCGGCAGGAAGAAGAACUGGAGGCGGCGCAAUGGGCCAGGAAUGUUGCUGGCUCAAGGGCGAACCGGUUAGGAUCUCCUCCCCGGACAGCUCCACUCGGCCCUGCAGGAGGCGCAAAUGGCAUACCAGUCGGCCCUAGGGAUCGUGGAGUUCAUGGUGCUCCCAGUGGACCAAAAGGUUUCGGUGCCCAGAUCCCCAAGGACUACCAAGGCGGAGUUUCGUUUGUCAAUGGUGCCAACGGAUCUGCAGGUUGGAUAAAACGCGACGAUGAGGACGACUCAGCAAGCGAUUCUGAGAUAGAGCGCCGACACAAAGCCAAGAAGGAGUCUGAUCUGGAAAAGCAGUAUCUCGACUACGAGCGACGCUGGAUCAAUCGGGAAAAGAGUCGUGGACUAGCUCUAGAACGUGAAAAGGCUCGUGACACUCAAGAAGAAGCCGACAAAGAGAAGGUGGCAGCUGAAAUGGCCAAGAAGCUGAAGGAUUGGAAUGAUGAGGUUGAAGCCACUACCAAAAAUCACGAAUACCAUAGAGAUCAUGCCGCCUGGGCCCGAAAGCGGGCGGACGUGCGUCUGAGAGAAUUCCAGGCCGACAAUAUGGACCGGGAGCAGGAGAAACGAGACAAUGCCCACAAGGACCGGCUACGCAAGAAGGAACGCGAUAUGGCUGAUAACUUCCUGGACCAGCUAUACCCCGACGUACCAGCUCAAGAACCGGCCGCGCCCUUCAAGCUGUCGCUUGGAGCUGCUGCACAGAAAGUCAAUGCUGCUGCUGCACCACGCAAGUCUGCUGCUGAAAUCGAAAGCUUGCUCGAAGACGAGGAGGAAGAGGAGGUCACGACUAGGCGCAUUCUCGUCCCUAUCCAAAUCGAUACUGCGGCAGAAGCUGCUAGCUUGACACCGGAGGAGCGUAAGGAGGCUACUCGCCAACUCGCUCUCUCCAUUCCCGUGGCCGACAAAGAAGCCCUCUUCAGUUGGGAAGUCAAGUGGGACUUCUUUGAUGACGCCGCGCUAGAGGGGACUAUCAUGCCAUUCGUUGAGAAGAAGAUUAUGGACUAUCUCGGCGUGCAGGAGCAGGAGAUGAUUGACUUUAUUGGCAAUCAUCUCAAGAACAGGGGAAAGCCUGAGGACCUGGUGUCCGAGUUCGAAGCGCUGCUUGAUGACGAUGCGGAGCAGUUCGUUAUGAAGCUCUGGCGUAUGCUGAUCUUCUGCUCAGAGAGCGCAGCAAAGGGUCUUUCCUAGUCUCUUAUCUGACUGACCUACGGAGCUUGUUCGCCCUCGACAUCCGUCAUACCUUUUUCUCCACGUUAAAAAACUUUCGGUUGCUGGCCACUUGGAUUCAAUGGUGUGAUAGGUGUUGGCAGCAGGU